AUGUCAAUAGCUAAAAAACCAACAGUAAUAGUAGUUGGAGGACCUGCAGGAACAGGAAAAACCACUCAAGGAGAAUUAUUAGCCAAAUUUUUACAAUGUUCAUUUAUAGAAGGAGAUACACUACAUCCACAAUCCAAUAUUGAUAAAAUGGCACUGGGACAACCAUUAACUGAUGAUGAUAGAUGGGGAUGGCUAAAGAAAUUGAGUGAAAUUUCUAGUAAUGCUGCAAUUAAUGAUUCAAAACAAAUUUGUGUUGUUUCAUGUUCAAUGUUAAAGAAAAUAUAUAGAACUUAUAUCAAGAAUAACUCAGUUGAUCAUGAUAGGUUACAAUUUAGAUUUGUAUUUUUAUAUUCCGAUUUUAAUGAUUUAGUUAAACGUGUAAAUAAUAGACAAGGACAUUAUAUGAAAUCAGAUAUGGUUAAAUCACAAUAUGACAUUAUGGAAAUUCCAAAAGAUGAUGAAUUAUUAGAAAAUGGUGGUGAAGGUUUAGCUAUUGAUACUUUGGAUAAAACAUCAGAUGAAAUUUUUAAAGAAUUGAUUGAAGAAUUAAAAUUGUAA
Messenger RNA from Insectozyma verbasci, 558 nucleotides. NCBI's taxonomy places the organism in Eukaryota, Fungi, Ascomycota, Pichiomycetes, Serinales, Debaryomycetaceae. The record is from the annotation of a GenBank genome assembly.